GUUACCUCCACCACACACCGUCUGCCCACGACAUCGUAACAUCUUCAUACAAGAAGUCUCCAAUCUCUGGACUUGAAUGGCUCCCCCCAGCAGGCGCUUCUCCGACUCUACAUUCCUCCACCUCUGGGCGAGCGCCCUCGGGACCAUCUUCGUCGCAUUCGGCGUGAACGCGAUCGCUCGCCCGGCGCAUGCGCUGACUUUCUUCGAGUGGGACCUGCCGUCCGCUUCGUCGGAGCACAGGAAGGUUGUCGAGGGACUGAUGAUCGUGUAUGGUGCACGCGACGUGUUCAUGGGCCUUGCGAUAUACGCCGCGGCGUGGUACAGGGCCACGCGCGCGCUCGGGUGGAUUGUGAUUGCGGGGAGUGGGGUCGCAUACGUGGAUGGGAUUGCGUGCUAUCUGGCUGGCAAGGGAGAGUGGAAUCAUUGGGGGUAUGCGCCGAUGUUGACAGUUGUCGGGGCGUUGUUAGCAGGUGUUUUGGAUCGGGCGUAGGAUGAUUUUAGGAUAUCAUGUUGAGGAAGUGUCAAGAGAAAUAUUAGACUCUGGGCGGAAAAGACAAGUGAC
This is a messenger RNA of Coniophora puteana RWD-64-598 SS2, 562 nucleotides long. RefSeq lists its product as uncharacterized. NCBI's taxonomy places the organism in Eukaryota, Fungi, Basidiomycota, Agaricomycetes, Boletales, Coniophoraceae. Bases 77 to 490 code for a protein of 137 amino acids. The record is from RefSeq and is a predicted model, not a curated record. The transcript is spliced from 2 exons.